GGGAGGGGGUUUGUAGAACCGUCUCGCCUACUGCUUCAGUCAACUGCUGAUGUAGACGCGGUAACAAACAAGGGGCGAUCAGCGCUUCAUUUCGCUGCGAAAGGGCCGCACCCGGCGAUGGUGAGGCUUCUUCUGCAGGCCGGAGCGGAUUGUAAUCUAGUUGAUGGCGAUGGGGUCUCUCCGCUGGCACUCGCAGUACGAAGUGGAUGCAUCACGAGCAUAGCUUACUUACUGUCAUAUGGGGCGGACACACGCACACUACCGUCGAUGAAGACAGACAACAAGAAUGAACGAAAAGCAGAGCACAAAUUCACGGCGUCGUCGGUAUUGGGCGAACUCAACAAUGCGCCGUCCCUGUCGUCUUCUCUCCGCUGCGCUCGGUUGCUGGUAGCGCAUGGGGUUGGGACGUGGUCACACAUGCCAGGCACCAUUCAAUCCCACCUCAUAAAAGAAGGUACGUAA
This is a messenger RNA of Sphaeroforma arctica JP610, 462 nucleotides long. RefSeq lists its product as hypothetical. The record is from RefSeq and is a predicted model, not a curated record. The transcript has 3 exons. The annotation marks the transcript as partial. NCBI's taxonomy places the organism in Eukaryota, Ichthyosporea, Ichthyophonida. Gene Ontology annotation, molecular function: protein binding.